Phalaenopsis equestris is the source of this 1211-nucleotide messenger RNA. Its product is annotated as nucleolar complex protein 2 homolog. Lineage: Eukaryota; Viridiplantae; Streptophyta; Magnoliopsida; Asparagales; Orchidaceae. The record is from RefSeq and is a predicted model, not a curated record. Gene Ontology annotation, cellular component: nucleoplasm; Noc1p-Noc2p complex; nucleolus. Gene Ontology annotation, biological process: ribosomal large subunit biogenesis.
GUAGUGAUAUUGGGUAGCAAUGUCAUUUGCUGAUUGUUUUUAUUGAUGUUAAGUUUUUGAUUAAUUACUUGAUUUCAAUUGCUUUUGUUAGAAUUUGAGGUGUAAAAGUUCGAGCUUCAGGUCUAUCGAAUUUGAUGAUGUCUGAUCUGGUGGAUUCAGGAGAAAGCUUGCCAAAGUUACGACAAACUGCAGCGAAUCAUGUGAAGCAAUUACAAAGGCUUCAAGAAAAGGAUCCAGAAUUCUAUCAGUACUUGAAAGAAAAUGAUAAAGAGCUCUUGGACUUCAAUGCUGAAGAUAUUACAGAUGACGAAGGAUCUGAUUUGGAGGACGAUGUGGAUUCUAAACUUACUACAGAGACUUUUCAAACACCAUCGCCCAAAGUGAUCACCACCACAAAUAUCGACUCCUGGUGCACGGCAAUUAAACAGAACAGAAGUCUUGGAUCUAUCAGAUCCAUGCUUCGAGCUUUCAGGACAGCAUGCCAUCAUGGCGACGAUGCCAAUGAUGGUUCAGAACAGAAGUUUUCCAUACUUUCCAGUAGUGUGUUCAACAAAAUAAUGGUUUUUGUUCUAAAUGAGAUGGAUGGAAUUCUACGUGAACUUUUGGAAGCCCCGAGCACCGGAGGAAAGAAGGAAACAGUACUUGAUCUAAUGACUACUAAAGCUUGGAAGUCUCAUGGGAGUUUAUUGAGGUUAUAUUUAGGUAAUGCGCUCCAUAUAUUAAAUGAAAUGACCGAUGAGCAGAUGAUCUCCUUUACGUUGAAACGUCUCAAAGCAUCUGUAGUGUUUUUGGCGGCAUUUCCAGUCCUCUUAAGGAAAUAUAUUCGGGUUGUACUUCAUACAUGGGGUACAGGAACAGGUGCACUUCCGGUGGUUUCCUUUUUAUUCCUGAGAGACUUAUGUGUGCGGCUUGGUUCGGAUUGUCUUGAAUCAUGCCUGAAAGGAGUGUAUAAGGCCUAUGUGAUGAAUUGCAAACUACCAAAACAUCUUACUAGGUCAAAAUUACAACACAUCAAUUUUCUUGGAAAUUGUAUUUGCGAAUUAUAUGGUUUGGACACAAUAAGCGCAUAUCAACACGCCUUUGUCUCUAUUCGUCAAUUAGCGGUGGUAUUACGCGGUUCCAUCAAUGAAAGGGGGCCUCAGGCAGUGAAAGGGAAAAAGAAAGGAAAAAAUCAGCAAGAGAGCAGUAAGCCUUCAAAGAAACAAGUUGAG